Molecule: messenger RNA, 1788 nt
Organism: Chaetomium globosum CBS 148.51
Lineage: Eukaryota; Fungi; Ascomycota; Sordariomycetes; Sordariales; Chaetomiaceae
Exons: 1
Coding region: 1-1788 (595 amino acids)
Source: RefSeq, a predicted model, not a curated record
AUGGCUUUCCAACAAUCGACACGGCAGCCCGUCCAGCGGUUGGACCGUACCGAACCGGGGCAUGUUGAGCCUGCAGCUGUCGAUCCACAGGACCGCCCAACACCCAACGAGUUUCAGAAAUGGGUUGUCUUUACUCCGGGAACUGACGCCGGAACUACAUCCUCUUACCUAAAUACAACUCAAGACGACCAAGUAACGCCGGGCAGGUCAAGGAUCAGUGACCUCGGCAGCCUAGAUACAGUUGCGCGCUCCGAGUUCGAUCUACAAGCCGCUUCAGAGGUUAUAUCUGGGAGCGUUGCCGAGGAGGACGCGGAGCUCGACAGUCUCGACAGCCAUCUACCAGAGUUCCGAAUUGUUCCAAGCCCCUACAACCAACCCGAGGUGGCACAUGCCGCACCGGUGCUCCCAGGGCAUGACGGCCUGGGCUCUUUCCGAUUCGAGACCCCAGGCAUGAGCGCCGAGGCUCAAGACCGAAUGUACGCCUUCGAGAGAUUCAACCCCAACCGUGUGGGGCACCGAUCCGAGGGUUUCAACCUGGCUCAGCUGGAGACCCAGACGGAAGAGGCACAAGACUGGGAGCGAAACCACCGGAUAGAGGCCUGGCGGCUAGAACAGAGCCAGCUGCUUCUCGAAGACAUCCGAAACGAGACGAGGAAGAGGCAACAGUCUGAGGAAUCGCUUCGCGAUAUCCCGCACACAAAAAGCAUGAAACCAGAGGUGGCCGAAAGGAGUGUCGCAGACGACGAGGCGGCAGAUAUCAACCUGAGCGGAGCGGAUUGGCAUGACCAGGAUGAGCCAACUCGGAGCGGGGCAAAACCCGGCUCAUGGAGCCAAAUGGCGCGGAAGUUCAUCCGUGACAUGAUGGGGGUCGAUGACGAGCUGCUCGCGGUGCUCUUUGGGGAUGCUGUUCCGGACGAGGAGAUGCUCUCGUCGCCACCCCAGGCAUCCGCCACGGGAGCCUUCGCCCCCGCACCGGGCCGCACCGGGUCGGAGUCAUCGCAUGACUCUGAGUGGCAGCUGCGCAUGCUGGACCGGAUAUCUAGAGAGCUUGGCGCGCUUGUGCACCAAUUGUCGACUCACCCUGGUGCCUUCUCGACUUACACACGGGUGCAGCACAUGGCCCUGCCGUAUGCCGGCUUGCCUGUCAUUCCCGAAACGCCUGGCGAUGUGAGCGAUUCCGGGCGGAAGAUGGAAAGUAGCGUUCAGUCCAUGCCGCAGUUUAAGCCCACCGUAGGUCGGCCGGCCGACGUUUUGAGUGCGCGGCCCUCGGAGCCCCCCACACCCUCGGGCCCAUCUGCUUCCGACAUGAAUCCGAGUGACACUCAACACACUUUCACACAGCAAGAAUGGGAACAGGAUCUUGACGUCCGGCUGGUCUUCCGGUACCUGCGGUCCCGUUUCACCUCGUCCCGGCAAGCAUCGCCGUCCUUCUCGUCGGGUACCUCACAUCUCGCCACCUCUAGCGCGCAGGAUACGGCGGCAAAAGCGGCGCGAGUGCGUCAGCACCACCCCCUUGUGUCCCACGCGCACACGCACGCGCACGCACAUGGGUACCACCGAACCCGCCCGGUCGAGCGGCGCACUUUCAAGGCGACGGUGCCGCCCAGCCCCGUGGCAAUCCGACACCCACCCGGGAGCUGUGCGAGCCAGAGCACCCGGCGGUCUGCGCGGAGGAGCAGCAUCUCGUCGAGACCGUCGUCCCGCCACUACUGGGAUAUUGGCGGGUCCAUCAAAACGGGGAGCGCUAUCGCGAGCACCGGGCCGAUGGGAAGCUGGGGCGAGGUCUGA